Heterotrigona itama is the source of this 282-nucleotide messenger RNA. The record is from the annotation of a GenBank genome assembly. NCBI's taxonomy places the organism in Eukaryota, Metazoa, Arthropoda, Insecta, Hymenoptera, Apidae.
AUGGAUGUUUACUCAUCAUGGCACGACAGUCGUGCCCCGCAGGGUCCGUUGAAACGAAUGUCCGAAUUUCUCAGGACAGCGGGGAAAAUAAGGAAUGGUGGUCUCUUGACGAGGGCACCUCGUGUAAUUACCAGUCAACGAACCGUAACUGAUUGUGCUAAAACAAUUAAGGAACGUGACUCAGGGCUCGAAAUCUCGGAGAGGCCGACUUGUAUGUUGUAUCGAUGGUCGUUCAACAAGAUGCCCGACCGAUCUUCUGCAUUAGCGGUCUUGUUCUGUUGA